Molecule: messenger RNA, 2323 nt
Organism: Helicoverpa armigera (cotton bollworm)
Lineage: Eukaryota; Metazoa; Arthropoda; Insecta; Lepidoptera; Noctuidae
Gene: dbo
Product: kelch-like protein diablo
Exons: 14
Coding region: 349-2187 (612 amino acids)
Molecular function (GO): protein binding
Source: RefSeq, a predicted model, not a curated record
GAUUUAAAAGAAACAAGUUCUUCAGUGAAGGCCGUAUGAUAGCCUGUCAGUUAUUUUGAUCAGACCUUCAAAAAUUGACUAGUGGACAAAAGUACGAUACCUAUGCUGCAACAUUAGUAAACAUAAAAACUUGUGAAAUCGUAAAAUCGAUGUGCCGUUAACUGUUUUACAUUCCUCAGGGCGUUUGAUAAGUGUAACACUCCUUAGAGGGCAGGUUUCUUUGUGAGGUCGAAUAGGAAUCGUCAAAGAUUGACUCCGUGUGGGGCUGGGCUUCGCCCCCGCUGCGGUUGCAGCUGGGUAACUCACGCGGACACAAAAGCGAAACACAAGCUGAAUCUCGCGGGCCGCAUGCUGCCCUUUGGGCUUUCGGUCCGGCCCGACGCCAUAUUGUUUGAGGCCCGGAACAUGAAGAUGGGGGAGGGCGGGUCGCCGGGCGGCGGCGGCGGCGGCGGGGCGCGGCUGUCGCACACGUCGGAGAAACACCCGCGCGCCAUCCUCGGCGAGCUGUCGGCGCUGCGCCGUCACCGGGAGCUGUGUGAUGUGGUGCUCAAUGUCGCUAACAGGAAACUCUUUGCUCACCGGGUGAUCCUGUCAGCAUGCAGCCCGUACUUCCGCGCGAUGUUCACGGGCGAGCUGGCCGAGUCGCGCGCCACCGAGGUGACCAUCCGCGACGUGGACGAGCAAGCCAUGGAGCAGCUCGUCGAGUUCUGCUACACUGCCCACAUCGUCGUCGAGGAGAGCAAUGUUCAGGCGUUGCUCCCGGCAGCAUGCCUGCUGCAACUCCAGGAGAUCCAGGACGUGUGCUGCGAGUUCCUCAAGCGGCAGCUGGACUGCUCCAACUGCCUCGGCAUCCGCGCCUUCGCCGACACACACUCUUGCCGAGAACUGCUCCGGAUCGCUGACAAAUUCACACAACAGAACUUUCCAGAGGUAAUGGAAAGCGAAGAGUUCCUACUGCUGCCGGCGGCGCAGCUGAUCGACAUCGUGUCGUCGGACGAGCUGAACGUGCGCUCGGAGGAGCAGACCUUCCAGGCUGUCAUGUCCUGGGUCAAGUAUAAUGUGGCUGAAAGGAGACAGCAUCUGGCACAGGUCUUACAACACGUGCGGCUGCCACUUCUAAGCCCCAAGUUCCUCGUGGGCACAGUAUCCUCAGAGCUGCUGAUCCGGUCCGACGACGCCUGCCGCGACCUGCUGGAUGAGGCCAAGAACUACCUGCUGCUGCCCCAGGAGAGGCCGCUCAUGCAGGGACCUAGGACAAGGCCUAGGAAGCCUACGAGACGAGGAGAAGUCCUGUUCGCUGUGGGCGGGUGGUGUUCAGGCGACGCCAUCGCGUCGGUGGAGCGGUUCGACCCGCAGACGUCGGAGUGGAAGAUGGUGGCGCCCAUGUCCAAGCGGCGCUGCGGCGUCGGCGUGGCCGUGCUGCACGACCUGCUGUACGCCGUCGGCGGCCAUGACGGACAGAGCUAUCUCAACAGCAUCGAGCGGUAUGAUCCGCAGACUAAUCAGUGGUGCGGGUCGGUGGCGCCGACGUCGUCGUGCCGCACGUCUGUCGGCGUGGCCGUGCUGGAGGGCGCCCUGUACGCCGUCGGCGGCCAGGACGGCGUGCAGUGCCUCAACCACGUCGAGCGAUACGACCCCAAGGAGAACCGCUGGACCAAGGUGGCGCCGAUGAACACGCGGCGGCUGGGCGUGGCGGUGGCGGUGCUGGGCGGGCAGCUGUACGCCGUGGGCGGGUCGGACGGCGCGGCGCCGCUGAGCUCGGUGGAGCGGUACUGCCCGCGCAGCAACAAGUGGAGCCAGGCCGCCAGCAUGUCCACGCGCCGCAAGCACCUCGGCUGCGCCGUCUUCGACGGACAGAUCUACGCCGUCGGCGGCCGCGACGACUGCACCGAGCUCUCCUCUGCCGAGCGUUACGAGCCACACACGGACACGUGGUCGCCGGUGGUGGCGAUGACAUCACGACGCUCGGGCGUCGGCCUGGCCGUCGUCAACGGGCAGCUGUAUGCCGUCGGCGGCUUCGACGGCACCGCCUAUCUUAAGUCUAUAGAGGUGUUUGACCCGGAAUCGAACCAAUGGCGAUUAUGUGGCGCGAUGAACUACCGGCGGCUCGGCGGCGGCGUCGGCGUCAUGCGAGCGCCGCAUCAUGACAACCAUUAUAUAUGGAACCGAAAAGACUCAGUAGUGUGAGGUGGCGGCACCCGCGCUGUAAGAUAUUCCCCCUCCACCUUAUCAGUUAAGUCGUUACUCAUUUACUUUAUUGUUAAUACAAAUAUACUAUAAUUGACUAUUUAUAAAUAAAUGAAAUACAAAGUUUAGAAUAUUA